Molecule: messenger RNA, 1938 nt
Organism: Cicer arietinum (chickpea)
Lineage: Eukaryota; Viridiplantae; Streptophyta; Magnoliopsida; Fabales; Fabaceae
Product: hydroxyproline O-arabinosyltransferase RDN1
Molecular function (GO): glycosyltransferase activity
Source: RefSeq, a predicted model, not a curated record
UCUCUCUCACAUUACUUUAUCAUUUUAAUUUGGAUUCACAGAUUCAUAAUCCCACUCACACUCUUCAACCCUCCACAUUUUGCAGUGAUUAGUACUUAAUUAACACUUUCAUUGCUUUUUUAUAUUUUGUUGAAAAGUCAAAACCCCAAAAAUCUCUUUUUUUUUUCUUUUUCUUUUCAUUCCUUCAAACACUUGCCACCCAUUUUCAAUUUUCCUCCAAAGUUUCGUUCUUUUCUUAUCUAGUUAUUCAAAGUUUCGUUCUUUCCCAUUUGGGGUGCCUUCAAUUAACGCACAAGAUCAGAUCUAUUUACAUUUUUCUUGUGGAACAAAUAACUGAAGUAGAGGGUUCUUUUGAUAGAGUUGUUUUUCUGUUUCUAUUGAUUAUUACUAUGAACAAAAGCUUUGUCUUUGAACUGGAGUGGUUUUAGUCUGAAUUCUGAGAUAUUGCAGCCAGGAGAAUUUAGUAGAGUCAAUAGUUGGAUUGGAGAUUUAGAAAAUUCAUGCUUGAGAAAGUGAAAAAGUGAAGAUUUUUAAAAAUGAUUGUGAGGAAAAACAUGGGGAGGGUAAAAUCACUACUUAUGUUGCUUAUGGUGUUGGGGUUUUUCUUUGCAACUUAUAAUUUGGUGUCUUUGAUCAUAGACCAUAAGGCAGGAAGAGAUGGUUUGGAAUCUUUUGAUGAAAAAGUGAUUGGAUUUACAAAUACUAAUUCAAAAUUCCAUGUUGCUGUUACCGCAACCGAUGCUGCUUAUAGCCAAUGGCAAUGCAGGAUCAUGUACUAUUGGUAUAAGAAGACGAAGGACAUGCCUGGAUCGGCCAUGGGAAAGUUCACCCGAAUUCUGCAUUCGGGAAGGGGAGAUCAGUUGAUGAAUGAAAUUCCUACUUUUGUUGUUGAUCCUCUUCCUGAGGGCUUGGAUAGGGGUUAUAUUGUCCUAAAUAGACCAUGGGCUUUUGUUCAGUGGCUGGAGAAAGCAAAAAUUGAUGAAGAAUAUAUUCUGAUGGCAGAACCUGACCACAUAUUUGUUAAUCCUUUGCCUAAUUUGGCUACUGACACCGAACCGGCAGGGUAUCCAUUUUUUUAUAUAAAACCAGCUGAAAAUGAGAAAAUUAUGAGAAAAUUCUAUCCUAAGGAAUAUGGUCCUGUUACUAAUGUUGAUCCCAUUGGCAACUCCCCUGUAAUCAUCCACAAGUUUUUGCUGGAGGAAAUAGCUCCCACAUGGGUGAAUGUUUCUUUGAGAAUGAAAGAUGAUCCCGAGACGGAUAAAGCUUUUGGAUGGGUGCUUGAAAUGUAUGCUUAUGCUGUGGCAUCCGCGUUGCAUGGUAUAAAGCAUAUUCUUCGAAAAGACUUUAUGCUGCAGCCACCGUGGGACUUAGAGGUAGGGAAGAAGUUUAUCAUACAUUAUACAUAUGGAUGUGACUACAAUAUGCAGGGGAAACUGACCUAUGGGAAGAUCGGAGAAUGGCGUUUUGACAAGAGAUCGUAUCUUACGGGUCCUCCGCCCAAAAACCUUUCCUUACCACCUCCUGGAGUUCCCGAAAGUGUGGUGAGGCUUGUAAAGAUGGUGAAUGAGGCUACUGCAAACAUACCUAACUGGGAAUCAUUAAAUAGAAGCUAAUUGAGAGAAAGAUAAUGAACCAUAAAACGCUGCUACGCCAUUGACUUUAAGAUGAGGAUCACAAACACUAAUUACAUGUCAAAAUAGAUUAGUUUAUGCAAAUACAAAGGGUGAUUUUGUGCUUGGUCUGAAGAUAGAAUUUGUUUUUUUAUUUUAUUUUAAUAACCAGUUAAAUUUUAAGUUAAUUCUUUUGCAUUCAAACAUGUACAAGACAUUUUGCCAAACAUACUUUUUGCCAACUGAUUGAUGUCAAAGUGCAAUGAAUGAAUGAAACAAAAAUUGUCCUCCCAACAGGUUUGACUUCAAUGGAAGUAGAUUUGUGUUA